AUGGAAAUUAACAUUGUAAGUAACGUUUUCAACCUGUACGAGAAGGCCGCGCCGAAGAAAAAAUGGCCACUUCUGUUAACGGUUAUCACUCUGCUGGCCACGGCAUCAGGUCGUGUAAAUGCCUCCUCAUUUAAUUCCACAAAAGAAUCAGUAAUAAACGAACAUAAUAAUUUUAAUGGUCCCGAAGAUGAAUUCAAUUACCCCGAUGACGAUCCAUAUGAAGACAGGAGCUUAAGGUUUGGUGGAUCUAGGGUGAAAUUUGAAUAUCUGGAUGAACUGAACAACUCCUUUUUUACGGAGAAUAUCAAGAAAAUUAGUAUGCUUCAAUUUCCCGCGAAUAAACCCAUACAGGACAGAUGCUUUGUGCACGAAAUAGAUAUGACUAAUGAAUUCUUAGAACCCAUUGGUAGUUACCAAAGGAUAAAACAUAGUGAGGACAAAUAUUUUAUUAAAGCCUUCGAAAAAAGCGCAAUUAAAUAUGUUAACACAAUUGAUCACCUCACCGGUGGUAAUUACAAUGGACAUAUGAGCAACACGGCCCUCGAAAGAGGCAAAGGAAAAAGCACAAAGAAGGGAGUACAUAGGGAAGGGUUUGCUGGUCCUUCCGUCUUAGGACCAAGGCCACCCUGGGAUUCAACAGAGCUAAAGCCUACUCCGGUAGGUGGAUCCCUAGUGGGAUCAUCAUCCACGGGAUCAUCACCCACAUGGUCAUCAUCCACGGGAUCAUCACCCACAUGGUCAUCAUCCACGGGAUCAUCACCCACAUGGUCAUCAUCCACGGGAUCGUCACCCACAUGGUCAUCAUCCACAUGGUCAUCAUCAACGGGAUCAUCAUCCACGGGAUCAUCGCCCACAUGGUCAUCAUCCACGGGAUCAUCGCCCACAUGGUCAUCAUCCACGGGAUCAUCGCCCACAUGGUCAUCAUCCACGGGAUCGUCAUCCGCAGGGUCAUCAUCCAUGGGAUCAUCGCCCACAUGGUCAUCAUCCACAGGGUCGUCAUCCACAGGGUCAUCAUCCACAGGGUCAUCAUCCAUGGGAUCGUCAUCUACAGGGUCAUCUGUAGAAAUGUCUAACCCAGAUAAUGGCUCGACCACAUCUGGGUCCUCGAUACAAGCACCCUCGACCACUAAGUCGCCUCAGGCUUUUGUGCAAACGAAGGCAACCGGAAAAACUACAGAACCAACAACCGAUCCGAUGAAUAUGGAUUCUGGAGAGGGCGCAACAGAGGAAGCAGCAGAAAAUGUGCCAGACAAAGAAACACCCAAUGCGGCAGACAACGCCACCGAGAACACCUCCGACAAAGUCGUCGAAAAUGUGGAACCUGUAGGAGGCGAUGCAUCGGUGAAAAGUAUGGAAGAAGGAUCUGCGGAAAGUGCAAAAGCACCAGUUGCCGAAAAUGCAGAAUCUACCGCAACAGAGGCAACCCCGUCAACCUCAGAAUCUAUGGCAACAGAGGCAUCCCCGUCAACCUCAACACCUGCCGCAACAGAGGCAACCCCUUCAACCUCAGCAUCUACCGCAACAGAGGCAAUCCCUUCAACCUCAGCAUCUACCGCAACAGAGGCAACCCCUUCAACCUCAGCAUCUACCGCAACAGAGGCAACCCCUUCAACCUCAGCAUCUACCGCAACAGAGGCAACCCCUUCAACCUCAGCAUCUACCGCAACAGAGGCAACCCCUUCAACCUCAGCAUCUACCGCAACAGAGGCAACCCCUUCAACCUCAGCAUCUACCGCAACAGAGGCAACCCCUUCAACCUCAGCAUCUACCGCAACAGAGGCAACCCCUUCAACCUCAGCAUCUACCGCAACAGAGGCAACCCCUUCAACCUCAACAUCUGCUAAUGAGGGAGCCCAAACAGGUGAAGGUAGUAGCACACAAGGUCCAUCAAUAAUGAAACCGAGCGAUUACCUAAACGAACAAGAAAUAUCGAGCAAGGCAUUCGAGAGGUAUAGCCAAUAUUAUGACGAAAUGAGAACCUUUAAUGAAUCAUUCCUCUUCGCUGCAGUGAUAGAUGGUCAUGGAGGAGAAGUGAUUGCAGACAUAGUCAAGAGGUGGCUAGGAUUCUACGUGAAGAAACAAUUGAUGGAAAAGUUAAGAAGUAAUGAUUACCAGAUUUUACCCCCAAGUGAUAUAGUACAAAGUCUGGAAGAAGCCCACAUUCAGCUAGACAAUGAUAUUUUAAGGAAAGCAAAGGAAUAUUUCUUUAAGGGAGAUGUCAAAUACACAAGAGUCGGUUCUUGUUCAAUCAGUGUCCUCAUGGAUAAGAACUAUUUCUAUGUUAGCAACCUAGGAGAUUCAAAAGGAUUACUAAUAAAGAAAGAUUCCGUUGUUAGGUUAAAUAAUAUACAGAAUGCCAGUGAAAUAGCAGAAAGAAUGAGAUUAGUUCAGGAGCAUCCAGACGAAGAUGAUGUGGUUAUGUGUAAAAGAUCAGUGAAAUAUGGAAAUAAAAGAAUCACUGAAAUUUCUAACUUAACUCCACAAAGUGCACAUUUUCAAGUGUAUAAUGUUGGACGAUGUUAUGUGAAAGGAAGAUUACAAUGCACAAGGAGUUUUGGAGAUUUUUACUUGAAGCAGAAACUUUUUUCAUUCGAUUACAGGAAAAAUAGAUUCCUCGUUAAGGAGCCACACUCCUUUCCUUACAUUUCUGCCAUUCCCGAAGUACUUAAAAUAAGGAGAACUGAGGAUGAUGAAUUUCUCGUGUUGUUAUCUGAUGGUAUUUCGGAUCACUUAAGUGAGAGGGAAAUAUACGACAUCGUGAAAGACUACAGUUUCUCUGUGAAUAAGAUAUCGCAGAUUCUGAUUCAGACCGUUUUAGCCAAGGCCGCCCUGCACGAGCGCAUGACCCCCAGGGAAUUGUUGAUGUUCGUUCCCCUCGAGAAGAGAAGGAAGUUCUUCGACGAUAUGUCGGUGGUUAUCAUUAAGUUGAAGUGA
This is a messenger RNA of Plasmodium knowlesi strain H, 2934 nucleotides long. Its product is annotated as protein phosphatase PPM8, putative. The transcript has a single exon. The record is from RefSeq and is a predicted model, not a curated record. Gene Ontology annotation, biological process: protein dephosphorylation. Gene Ontology annotation, molecular function: protein serine/threonine phosphatase activity. Bases 1 to 2934 code for a protein of 977 amino acids. Lineage: Eukaryota; Apicomplexa; Aconoidasida; Haemosporida; Plasmodiidae.